Athene cunicularia (burrowing owl) is the source of this 2693-nucleotide messenger RNA. It is a transcript of the gene KCNJ15, whose product is annotated as potassium voltage-gated channel subfamily J member 15. The transcript is spliced from 3 exons. The record is from RefSeq and is a predicted model, not a curated record. Gene Ontology annotation, cellular component: plasma membrane. Gene Ontology annotation, molecular function: inward rectifier potassium channel activity. Bases 560 to 1690 code for a protein of 376 amino acids. Lineage: Eukaryota; Metazoa; Chordata; Aves; Strigiformes; Strigidae. Gene Ontology annotation, biological process: regulation of monoatomic ion transmembrane transport; potassium ion import across plasma membrane.
GGGAGGACAGUUGAGGAGGACAGUGACAGGAGGAAUUGUAACCGCCAGAUGUCCCGAUAAUAACUCCCAGGCACAUGUUCUCAUAAUGUGUGCUGCGGAAAGGAGAUGCAAGAAGGAGAGGUUCCUCUGAACCCACCACACAUCACUGAUGCUGGCAGCUCCUGAGAAGACAUGGGCCACAGUGUUGUGAUAGGAAUAAACCUGCCUCUCUCCACUCUGUAACUGGAGAGCCAAGCAUUUUGGCCUCAAGUCACGUUCUUAAGCUUCUCCCUGGAUUCCAGCUUCCAAAAUACCAAAGUAUAAAUUCUCUUCUUUCUUCUUUGCUCUCCAGCUCUCCAGCUCACCACCUCAACCUUCUCCAGCAGCUGAGAGAGAGAAAGCUGCAGGAGCAUUCAGAAACAGGUUUGACUAGAAGAAACAACAGAGCCUCAGUAAUCAGCAGGGCAGAAGAGAGGUGAGAUGAGCUUCUCAAUCCUCAGCAAGUAACUGCUAACACACUCAGAAGAUACCAUUGAGAAGAGGAGCCGUUGUCUGCUGAGGAAGGACUGAAGCAGUGAGAAUGGAAACCACAAAGAUUAAUAUGUCCCGCAUCCCGCUGGUUAAUGGAGGCAUCGACACUGCCAUGCUCAAGGCACACAAACCCCGUGUGAUGUCCAAAAGCGGUCACAGCAACGUGCGCAUAGACAAAGUUGAUGGCAUUUACCUACUCUACCUUCAGGAUUUGUGGACUACAGUUAUAGACAUGAAGUGGAGGUACAAACUCACCUUAUUUGCUGCUACUUUUGUUAUGACCUGGUUCCUCUUUGGAGUUAUCUACUAUGCCAUUGCAUUCCUUCAUGGUGAUUUAGAAAUAAACAAAUUCACCCCAAAGCGUGAGCCGUGUGUCAAGAAUGUAGACUCUCUGACUGGGGCAUUCCUCUUCUCCCUGGAGUCGCAGACGACCAUUGGCUAUGGAUUUCGUUUCAUUACAGAGGAGUGUCCUCAUGCCAUUUUCUUACUUGUGGCCCAGCUGGUCAUCACCACCUUGAUUGAAAUCUUCAUCACAGGGACCUUUCUGGCUAAAAUUGCAAGACCUAAAAAACGGGCUGAGACUAUUAAAUUCAGCCACUGUGCUGUCAUUACCAAGCACAAUGGAGAACUUUGCCUGGUGAUCAGAGUAGCAAAUAUGAGGAAGAGCCUUCUGAUACAGUGUCAGCUGUCUGGGAAGCUUCUUCAGACAUAUGAAACCAAAGAAGGGGAACGGAUCCUGCUGAAUCAAGCCAGUGUCAAGUUCAAUGUUGACUCAUCUUCAGAGAGUCCAUUUCUCAUUUUGCCUUUAACCUUCUACCAUAUUUUGGAUGAAAGCAGCCCUUUGAGAGAUCUGACACCUCAGAAUCUCAAGGAAAAGGACUUUGAGCUUGUGGUGCUUCUGAACGCCACGGUGGAGUCUACCAGCGCUGUCUGCCAAAGCAGGACUUCCUACAUCCCUGAGGAGAUUCACUGGGGCUAUGAGUUUGUGCCUGUGGUUUCUCUCUCUCCAAAUGGAAAGUACGUUGCAGAUUUCAGUCAGUUUGAGAAGAUUAGGAGAAGCACAGAUUCCACUUUUUAUAGUAUGGACUCUGAAAAACAAAAACUAGAGGAGAAAUACAGGCAGGAGGAUCAAAGAGAGAGGGAACUGAGAACGAUGUUAUUACAGCAGAGCAAUGUUUGAUUGAAUGGACAAACUAUCCUGAUUAAUCCUUUUUGCAAACUCAAAAAACAUGCUCUCUGUGAUGUAUGUCUUCUAUGAAACCAGCAGUGAAGUCGUUUUCAGCAAAAAGCUUUGGUGUAUAGUAAACCUGUUCCUUUGGCUGAGCUGUUAAUCAAGUAUUUUGUAAUUAGGCAGGAUUUCUUUGUUCAUGAUCUUGACUUAGCAAAGUUGGAUUUGUAUUAAGUCUCUGCCUUAUACCACCACUAAAAGCAGACACACCACUUUCCGUUUGGAAAGUGAAACUGGAUACACUGUGCUGAUUCCUUCAAAUAUUUAAUUGACAUGGUUUUACUGUGAACAUGUAUUCGCAGAGACAGAACACAGUACUGCUAGAAGAACAUAUUCUCCUUUAAAUGCAUAUAUUUAUAAUGUAUAUUCUUGUACCAGGUAUUUCCUUCACAGAGAUUCCUGGCACUUAAAGUAAGUUGAUUGGAGAGACAAAUGGUUGGGUGUGGGAGAGCCUGCAGGAAGGUGAUAAACUCUUUCUUAAAUCUUGAAGGAGGGUGACAGAGUAGUCGUGCUGGGUGGUGAGGAAGGGAGCUCGCUCUCUGUGUCUGCUACUCAGAGCUUGUUUUGUGAUCACUCACUUUUUUAACCUUGUUAACGCCUGAUUUAUAUAUCAUAGUAAAAAGGGGAGAUGAGGGCAACAUACAAAGAAUCAUAACAGUAAUUGACUAAGUUAAAGCUGGCUUUGAGACACCUUUUUUUUUUUUUAUCGAAUGUAAAUAGUUUGUAAUAGCAGCAUAACAGUACAUUUCUACAGAUUGCUUGCUUUGCUAUGGACCAUAUUUAAUUUUGGUUAAAAGAAAGCUGUAUAAUGUCUGUAGACAAUAUUUACUUUUUCUGGCAACCGUUAAGGACAAGCAUUCCUUUCAUCCAUUUCAUUUUUGUUCUAUUAAAACCAUUCCAUUAAUAAAGGAAUUUCAUUUGAGCAGCUCCUGAUCUCUUUGUGGCACGGGGAGAG